AUGCCGAUGUCCCACAGAUCCGUGCAGUGGCUCGUGGUCACGCUGCUCGUCGUCUUUGCAGCGGCACAGUGUGAGCAGAGCGAGAGCCGCCGAGCUGUGAGCGAACACCAGCUGAUGCACGACCGUGGUCGAAACAUCCAGAGUCUGAAGAGGCUCAUCUGGCUGUCGAGCGCCAUGGAGGGGCUCCACACCGCCCAGACCCGCUCCGCCGCCCUCAGCCCAGCGAAGGUCCUGAACCUGGACCUGAACCCGGAGUUGGUCCCUGAUGCUCCGGACCCCCAACCCGCCCGGGUGCAGAGCCUCCUGAGGGACUUCUUUAACAACCCCUACCUGACUCAGCUGUCCGACACAGAGGCUUAA
Molecule: messenger RNA, 360 nt
Organism: Limanda limanda (common dab)
Lineage: Eukaryota; Metazoa; Chordata; Actinopteri; Pleuronectiformes; Pleuronectidae
Gene: pth4
Product: parathyroid hormone 4
Exons: 2
Coding region: 1-360 (119 amino acids)
Biological process (GO): adenylate cyclase-activating G protein-coupled receptor signaling pathway; bone mineralization; regulation of chondrocyte differentiation
Cellular component (GO): extracellular region
Molecular function (GO): peptide hormone receptor binding; hormone activity
Source: RefSeq, a predicted model, not a curated record